Salmo salar (Atlantic salmon) is the source of this 1561-nucleotide messenger RNA. Its product is annotated as prostaglandin D2 receptor 2. Gene Ontology annotation, biological process: phospholipase C-activating G protein-coupled receptor signaling pathway; inflammatory response; positive regulation of cytosolic calcium ion concentration. Gene Ontology annotation, molecular function: complement receptor activity; G protein-coupled receptor activity. The record is from RefSeq and is a predicted model, not a curated record. Gene Ontology annotation, cellular component: plasma membrane. NCBI's taxonomy places the organism in Eukaryota, Metazoa, Chordata, Actinopteri, Salmoniformes, Salmonidae.
AGAGACAGAGGAGUAGAAAGAGACAGAGGUGUAGAAAGAGACAGAGGUGUAGAAAGAGACAGAGGUGUAGAAAGAGACAGAGGAGUAGAAAGAGACAGAGGUGUAGAAAGAGACAGAGGAGUAGAAAGAGACAGAGGAGUAGAAAGAGACAGAGGAGUAGAAAGAGACAGAGGAGUAGAAAGAGACAGAGCAGGAACCAUAGAUGUCUGUGACAGAGCGGGCAGGAUCACCAUGCACUGAGGAGGGGGACGACUUUAAUCAAACCACCUGAAUACUGGAAUGACUGAAGGAACACAACACUCCUACAACUGAGAAUACUACAGUUUACUUGAGCCAAGACUUCCAACUCUCCUCCACUUCCUCAUCACUCUCCUCCAGGAUGUUCAACUCCUCCUCCUCUGCGGUCUGUCCUCUCCUCCAGACCAUGCUGGACCACUCUGUAAACAACAACACGGGGGUCAACCUGGUGGUGGUGUGUGUCCACGGGCUGGUCUCCUGUCUGGGUAUCCUGGAGAACGCUCUGGUCCUCUGGGUGCUCGGCUUCCGCCUGCGCCGCCGGACCGUGGCCUCUGUCUGGGUUCUCAACCUGGCCCUGUCAGACUUCCUGGCUACGCUGACCCUCCCUCUCUUUACACACUACCUGCACUCCUCUCACAGCUGGGAGCUGGGAGGUCCGCUGUGUACGGCCCAGUCCUCAGUCUUCUUCCUCAACAUGUUUGUGUCAGCCUUCCUCCUGGCGGCCAUUUCUCUGGACCGCUGUCUCCUGGUGGCGCGGCCCGUCUGGAGCCAGAACCACCGCUCCAUUAGCGCCGCCUGGAAGGUGUGUGCUUUGGGCUGGUUGUGGGCGGCGGCCAACACCUUCCCUUACUUCCUGUUCCGGGCGGUGACGGAGAAGACGGACGGAAGGAAGCUCUGCUACCACCAUUUUGGAUUGUACUCGUCGCCAGGGACACUAGAGAGGGACUGUAGGGUACGGCAGGCGGCGACCGCCGUGUCCAAGACGUUCCUGGCGUUCCUACUCCCCCUAGUGGUGAUUGCAGGGAGCUACGCCCUCUUUGGCAUCAGCCUGAGCCAGAGGAGGAAGAGGAGGAAGGACAGCAGUAGUAGACUCACCGGGGCAUUGACUGUUACCAACGUGGAACGCAGAGAGUCAAAACCCAACACAAACACCAAAAGCUCCACCCCCAACCCAAAAGUCUCCACCCCUACCUCCACCUCCAUCAAGUUGUCUUCUAGACGGACCGAGCCCGGCCUAUCCCGUGGAUUCACCAAAAUGGUGACAUCAGUCAUCGCGACGUUCGCCCUCUGCUGGGCGCCCUAUCACGUGUUCUGCCUCAUUGAGGUUGCCGCCCAGUACUGGCCGAACAAGGUCGUGUUGGUGGAGGUGGGGUUGCCAAUGGCGACAACCUUUGCCUUCCUGAACCCGGUGUUAAACCCAGUGCUGUACGCGUUCAGCUGUCCCAACUUCUGCAUCCGGAUCAGACAGAGUCUGGGGUCGCUGAUGGAAGGACUGGUGGAGGAGGGAGGGAUGGGUGGAGCAGGAGGGGGGGGCUGGGGUUGA